CCCUUGCAUCUAUUACGCGCUUAGUAUUCUACUGACUCGACUCGUUGGACGACUAUAGUUGUUAACAGAUUUUCUUCUUGAUUUCUGUCGAACGCCAACGAAAUUCGAUUACUGUAUAGUGAUAGUGCUAUUAAGCGUAAUUUGUGACCUCGGGAAUAGUUUUUCCUAUCAUUUGCUUUUUUUUUCAAAUUUGGAAAAAAGUCAAAAUCUCUAUAUGAUUAUAUAAUUAUACAAUUAUAUUUCCCCUUUCUUGGAAAGAGAUUCUACUUCUGAAAUCACAAUUUUCUUGUGUAAUGGAAACAGACUACUAAUUUCAAGAUUAUUUUAUUGUGAAUAAUUUGCGCACAAUGAAUAUGAUUUUCAACUGGCGAUUGAAUUUCCAUCAGUGUUUGCAAAUACAGUUUUACAUUUAGGACUAUUAAAAUCGUUAGAAACUUCCGACAAAGUUCCGACAAAGAUUUAUUGAUAUGGAUUGAAAAAAUUUAGAAAAAUACAGAGAGUAUAUAGAUGUAUAUAAUGUUUCAGGAAGAAGGUUAAUGUUAGUUGAGGAACGUGUGAUUUAUUAACCAAUUAUGGAAACUUAUGCAAGAGGUGGAUUUUAUAGAGCAUAUUGUCCUCAAUACUAUGGCACACCACCGCAGUAUGCAGAUUUGUGUUAUCCACCAACAUAUUCUCAUCCACAUACUCAUCCACCGCCUUAUUAUAAAUAUGCGCCAACGUACAGGAGGUACUUUUUCAGGCAGUAUUAUGGAUAUCAGGAAUCUGGUGGAGGUGGCGGUCCUGGUAGUGGUGGUUCUGCAGGAGGUCCAGCAGUUGUUGAUUAUCAACCACCUCUACCACCGCCUGGUGAAUAUCCUCUGCCACCAUAUUAUGGAGCAUAUCCUCCACCUCCGCCACCACCUCCUCCACCACCCAAUCCGGCAUACUUGCAUUCUCAGGGAAGACCUUUUGUAGAUCAUGCAGCCUUCCAAGGUUGCCCAUGCCCGAUGCAGUCUUGUCCAAAAAACGUGGAUACUGGGCCCCUUAUUGGUAAUGGUAAGGGAGCGCCAGUGGUAUCGGGGCCCGGUCUGUCAUUGCCGCCCAGUGCUUUGGUAGGUCCGCCCUCGCCGGCGAGGGGGCUAGCCGGGCUAGCGCCGCCUCACGGUGCCAAUGCCUGGGAUACGGAUCGCGUCCAACUUAACACUCAUCGCAACCUGAAUCAGAACCAACCAUCGGUCCCUUCGUCUCACAAUCUAGUCGGUGCACAUAAUCGCCCGCAAAAUUCGGAUUGUAAGAAUAAGGAUGAAAAAGAUUGUUCAGAAGAUAAAUUACAAAAAUGUGGAUGUCAGAAACAUGCAUGUACAUCAACCUGUGAAGUGAAAUUAGAAACACUUUCACCGUCUGAAAAAUUAGCAGCAACGAUGUGCCCAAGUAAUAAAUUUCACAAUUUUAAGUUGGAAAAUAAUAAUGUGAAAUGUGAAUCUUGUAGUGUAGAAAUGGGCGAUAAUUUGUCCUGUGUUGCAAAUUGUAAUGUUAAGUGUGAAUCAGAUUACAAGUGCGAUAUUAUGAAAUGUGAACAAUGUAUGAAGGAAGGUCAAAUGGCUAUUUUGGAAAUUGAUAAAGAUUCUGGAAUAUUACUCGAUGAUAAAUUGGAUGUCGAUCCAGAUGUUAAGGAGGAAUUAAGCGAUGUUGUUACAGUUGAUAGUGAAAAUUGGAAAAAACCUGAUUAUGAGCCAACUGUGCAAGAAACUAUUGAAGAAACUGUGGAUAAAGAAAGUGUAGAAAAAUCUGAUACGAAUGAACAAUUAAAAUGUCAGAAAGUAUCCAAGAGAAAAUUAUCUUUAGAUAGCUUAUCUGAUAGUAGAAAAAAGAGGAAAGUAAGUAAAAGAACUCUUUCUGUUGGUUCUUCACAAGAUUUUAGUAACAGUGAUUUUUCAACUAAAAUUUCUAUACCAAUUUUAUCACUUGUAAAGAACAUUGAUAACAACAGUGAUGAAAUUUCAAAGAAAAAACAACCUAAAAAGGAUAAUCAAAAUCAAAAACGUAAAAUAGAGAAUUCAAAUUGUUCCGAAAAUGUAAUGAAGAAGUCAAAAACUUCUAAACAAAGUACAAGUAACAAUAUUCCAAACUGCUUAAAGCAUGCUGCCAGUGAUAAUUCCAUUAUGGAAACUAUUAAUAAUGUUAUUCAACAGAGUUUACAAAUGACACAAAGAAGAGAUCGUAAGAAUAAAAGUGCUGAAAAAUUAGAAAAAAAGAAAGACGUAAAUUUGUUGUCAGCAGUGAAAAAAGUAGUUAAAAAAGUUGAUUUGGUGAAAGAAUUGACAUCAGAAAAAUUAUCAAAAGUAAUUACCAAAAAUAAAAGUAAAACGGAAAUACGAACAAAAUCAAGAAUACACGAGAAAAAUAAAUGUAAAGGGAAAGGGAAAUCUAAGAUAUGCGAAGUAAAAACAAAAGAUAAUGGGAAGAAAACUGAGAGUACAAUAAAGUCUAAAGCGUAUGAUAUUCAGGAAUCUACUAAGAAGUCAGCAUUGAUAAAAAAGAAGCGAAAAAGUACAAAAAAACUGCCUGUCAAAAAAUCUAACUCUAAAGUUGAAGAUUGCGUGGUAGGAAGUGAAAGCCUAAUGUUAACCAGAAAAACAUUUUUAAAGCCCAAAUGGAGUAAUGGUUGGAGUUGGGAAGGUGAUUCAUUUGAAGCCAAAGUUUAUUUAACGAACGAAGAAUCAGCUAUACGUCGAUGUUAUGCGAGCAUGAAACAUGAAAGUGGUGAUGUUUUAAGACCUCGUGAUUGUGUUUUACUAAAAAGUGGCCCACGAAAAGCAGAUUUACCAUUCGUAGCAAAAAUUGCUGCUUUAUGGGAAAAUCCAGACGAUGGUGAAAUGAUGUUUUCUUUGCUAUGGUAUUAUAGACCUGAACAUACCGAGCAAGGUAGAACUCAAUAUGACACCGAAGACGAAGUCUUCGCUUCACGGCAUCGGGAUGCAAAUAGUGUUGCUUGUAUAGAAGAUAAAUGUUAUAUUUUGACAUUCAAUGAGUAUUGUCGGUAUCGUAAAAAUUUACGAAGAAUCGAGGAAGGAUUAGAAAGCCCCGGUUUAAUAGUUCCACCGGGAGAUCAACUAUAUCCAAGAGAAAAUCGGCAGCCUCCGAUACCAGUACCAUCGGAUAUGGUUCUCUUUUGUCGACGCGUUUAUGAUUAUCGCGGCAAAAAACUUGUUAAGAAUCCUGGAUGACUCGAUUUUUUAUAAAGCGCUUUGAACUGGAACCAAUGGAAUGCACAAAGUUUGCUGCAUAAAUUGAAACUGGACGUAGGUCUCCCUUCAAGUGUAACAUAUUGAUCAAGUUAUUUUUAUUUUAAGGAUCAAUAAUUUUCAUUAACAUUUUUAGUAAUUUUUGAAGCUUUAUACAUAUAUAGACGAUUUAUAGAUUAUAGAUUUG
Messenger RNA from Frieseomelitta varia, 3411 nucleotides. RefSeq lists its product as uncharacterized. The record is from RefSeq and is a predicted model, not a curated record. Lineage: Eukaryota; Metazoa; Arthropoda; Insecta; Hymenoptera; Apidae. Gene Ontology annotation, molecular function: chromatin binding. The transcript has 9 exons. Bases 573 to 3206 code for a protein of 877 amino acids.